AGGAUGGCUAUAAAAAUUCCAAAUAUUAUUCCCUUAUAUAAUGCUAAAACUAGGAGAUUAAUUCCUAUCUUUCCCAUGAUUGAUUUUGACACGGAUUUUAAAAUUUCUAGACCCCGACACCAAAAGAAAUCCGGUCGAAUCCCGCUGGAGUCAUUUCAUCACCAUAUUAAUAUUCGCAGUUCGCAGCCAAAAUCAUCCCUUAACCUUAAACGGCCCACUUCUCAUUCACGUUUCCCUUUUACUUAAGUUUACCCAGUUUCUGUAUUAUUACCCCCUCCACUAACUUGAGCAAGUUUCGCGCGAUCGCCGCAGCACAUAGCGCAUGCUGCAUCUCACAAUAAGGCAAAAUGUAAACAACAUUCCAUUCCAUUCAAUCUUUACAUGAAAGGCAGACGGAAUGCAGUCACCUGUGCUGCCUCUAAAUUUUCCGAAAUGCAUUUUCUGCGAAGCCCCUGUUGUCGACGGGUCGUUGUAUUUACCGGAUGUCGAUUUUACGAAACUCAAGAACUGGUGGGCUAGUGGUGGAUCAGGCAUAGAAAUCGAUGAGGACUUUAUCCGUGAUGAGUACUGCUGCAUGAACUGCGCCCGUGAAGCUAGGCUUCUGCAUGAAUUGUUUGAGGGUCGUGAUGGCGACGUAUGGUGGCCAACAUCUGGAGAUCCAUAUUAUGAAUAUUUCCAAAAUGGACACAUAACAUCAUGUUCAGUUCAACUAAAAAAGUUGACUGAUGAAGAGGUAGCCUUCCAUACAAAAGCGUCAGGCGUGGUGAUCAAGACCGAAUAUUCAAGUGACAGUGAUUUGUAUGUGAACCAGCUAUCCCCUUUGUUAGGAAAAGAUUUAUUUUCUGUUAAGGAGGAGCCUCCAUCUAGCGUUUCGCCUCCCGCUAGUCCACGUCCUGCGAGCUUAUCAGGUAUUGGGUAUAGUUCGCCGAGAAAAAGAAAAAAUCCCAACAAAGAGUCACCUUCAGAUGUGAGUUUAGACCAAUACAUUUUGUCAGAAGACGUUGUCUGUUUUUUCUGUCAAGAGAAAGGACCGAGAAAAACGUUUUUCCAGGAGCACAUGAGCUCCAAAACUUGCGACUUGUGUGAGAAGAAUUUCAGUUGCGCAGGUCUGUUGCGGAAUCAUCAAUUGUCGUGCACAAAUGGUGCUGCCAUUCUGCAAGAAAAGGACUUCCUGGUUGCCACAGAGCCAGCAAACGUACCAGCCCUUGCGACUAGCUUCAGAUGCAUGUUUUGCUUGGAGGUCUUCAACGCCAAACCCAGCCUUGAUGAACAUAUGGGAAAGGUGCACAAUAAAACGUCCAGUUCAGUUUUCAAGUGUGGCGAGUGCAACAAAAAUUUAAUCGGAACGCUGACACUGCAGCAGCACAUGGUAAAUAUCCAUGCUUUCAAACAGCACGCUCAGUUCCGAUUAAUGCACAACGCGAAUAGAAUUGCGAGUGUUUUGCCUGCUGACUCGAUUGCAGUCAAGUGCGAAAGCUGUGGCGCUGUCAUGAGCGAACGCACGCUGGAGGCGCACAUGAGUGAAAACCACCCCAAUCUAACAACAAAAAGCACAGAGGUCUUCCCGUGUAAUAACUGCGAUUUCGCUGCCAAAUCCCAAUCGGAGUUGACUGAGCACAACUUGAAACAGCAUCCAGACUAUGAAACUUUCAAAUGUGAUGCAUGCGAAGCCACAUUCCAGUCCGAGAUACCGUACAUGUACCACGUAUGCCACAAGCGUGUCAAAGAGACGUGCGUCGACUGCAGCUUGAACAUGUAUGGCUUCUUCCUGCCCUUGCACAGGACGGUACAGGAUCACAAACCAAACUGCAGAAACCCGCCAAAAUGCCAGACGAUGGUGAAGGUGCACGAGCUGUCCAGAGUCUUCUGCAAAUUCUGCAAAAUCAAGCUGUGCAGCAUGGAGGACCUGGUGGUGCACACGGCCAAGACGCACAACUUGGAGCACGCCAUCCAGUUGCAGGGGCUGCAGUUCAAGGCGCUGGGCCACCUGUGCAAAAAGUGCCAAGUGUAUUUCCCGAGCGAGCAGAGCUUGGAGAACCACCGAACCGUGUUCCACGUCAACCCCAACCAGCACGCGUGCCGCUUCUGCGGCCUGCUAUUGGGCUCCCUGCCCAACCUGCAGAAACACCUGGACGUGGUGCAUCAACUGCAGGGAAGGGGGCAUCACUGCCAAACCUGCAACCUCUUCUUCUUCUUUGACGCUGAGUUCAAGCGGCACGAGAAACAAAACAAAUGCCGCGAGCCGCCUUACGAGUCGUGCGCCAAGAGGCUGCGACGCAACAUGAUAAAGAAACUAAAGAGUUCAAAAAAGUUCCCAGGGAACGAGGAGAUUUACUGCAACAUCUGCAACCUGCGCUACUCCAGCAUAAUUCGUCUGGAGGAGCACGUGCUGGUGGUGCACAACGCGCUUAUGCCGCAGAACUGCAUGAUUUGCGACAAGAACUCCACCAGUGUGAUGGACAUGCUGAAGCACGUGCUGUUCAAUCACCUGCUGCGCCCGGAGUUCGCCGAAGAGGUGGUGUCGCGUUCCAGGGAGAAGAUAAAAUGCAACAUAUGCCUGCAGGAGAUGCUCAAAGUAGACGUCAAAAAGCACCUGGAGGUCAGACACAAGAAUGACCUGAUCGUCUUACUUACUGCUAGGCUUCAGUCCUCGUCGUUUGAGUGCGAAUACUGCGAGAUGGGCUUCACGAAGACGGAGCUCCUGCUGGCACACUUCACAGAGAUUCACCUAGAAAACGUGGCCAACGUCUGCAUCUACUGCCGGGAGUACUGCAGCAAGUGGAACAACGUGACGACGCACAUCAAUGCGAAUCACUUGAAACAACCAAAUAGCUGCAUCUUGUGCAAAUGCGACGUCAACCCUUACGACGCCGUCUCGCACUACGCUAAGCACAUGGACGAGAUCAAAAAUUCAGAGGGAAUCUGCACGGCCAACUCACUUGCUCAGCCAGCUGUCCCAAGAGAAAGUGACGUCGAAGCUGCCACCGUCAGAGUCGCCGAACAAGAAGGAUCCGCCCUGCAGGCAGUCGCCGACUCCACCACGCCUACCUCCGCGGACAGCCAGGAGUGCGCCUUCUGCAAGGUGGUCAUGCCCACGGGCGACAUGGCGCAACACAUAACCGACGUGCAUUUCCCCAAAUCUGAAGAGCUGCAGGCGAAGACCCUGUCCUCCCCAAUGGACCUUCCAAAGUGCGUUUUCUGCGACAUGCACUGUUCGACUGGAGAAAUGGCGCGUCACAUAGUGGAAGUGCACUUUCCCAAACUGCAGGAAGAAUCUUCAAUAGAAAGGCCAAAAAAUCAAAAAGUGAAGUGCCAGUUCUGCAGCGCGACUAUCCUUGCUAAUAAUAUGCGACGCCACAUUAAAAAUGUUCACAAAGAGCUUUUGUCAGAAGCAAACCAGGUUCAAAGCCCAAUGAGUGGGUCAUCAGUUCGCUCUGACAUGAUUCUCACGCACCUCCCAGAUGGUAAUACCUGUCGAUCGAAGCGUACAAAGAAAACCAUGUGGUCCAUGUGCACCAUAUGCCACAAAUGGAUGCAUCCAGGCGGGUUGAACAGGCAUACUUCGGAAGUGCACGGAAUGUCACCGCUUAAAUCUGGCGCUGCUGAAGUAAAAUUGGAAUAUGACGAGGAAGACGCAUUGUCGAUUUAGUUUUGCUGUCGUUUUAUUAAAUGAGGAAGACCCAUUUUAAGAAAAAUGCUGUCAAUAAAAACUUUGAUGACAUGU
Messenger RNA from Cloeon dipterum, 3724 nucleotides. Its product is annotated as zinc finger protein 423-like. The record is from RefSeq and is a predicted model, not a curated record. The transcript is spliced from 3 exons. Bases 398 to 3649 code for a protein of 1083 amino acids. Gene Ontology annotation, cellular component: chromosome. NCBI's taxonomy places the organism in Eukaryota, Metazoa, Arthropoda, Insecta, Ephemeroptera, Baetidae. Gene Ontology annotation, molecular function: chromatin insulator sequence binding. Gene Ontology annotation, biological process: regulation of transcription by RNA polymerase II.